Messenger RNA from Gregarina niphandrodes, 3074 nucleotides. Its product is annotated as ATP-dependent DNA helicase. The transcript has a single exon. The record is from RefSeq and is a predicted model, not a curated record. NCBI's taxonomy places the organism in Eukaryota, Apicomplexa, Conoidasida, Eugregarinorida, Gregarinidae. The annotation marks the transcript as partial. Gene Ontology annotation, molecular function: ATP binding; nucleic acid binding; four-way junction helicase activity. Gene Ontology annotation, cellular component: cytoplasm; chromosome. Gene Ontology annotation, biological process: DNA repair; DNA recombination.
AUGUUGGGCAGCGAAGACAUGGAUGCGUUGCAGCAUGCGUUAUUGACCCAGCUGUCCGAGGAAAAUGUAUUGGCAAUUGCCGAUGGUUCUUGGGACACUAGGUUAGGGCCUGACGGUCAACUGACGACUACGUGUGAAGUUAAGCCAAGUCUAUUUGUUAAGUUAAGUGAUAAGCUGAGUGAGGCGUUGGUGCCUCUUGCUGCCCAGGAGGAUAUAAGAUCGCCGGCACGUUCUCCCGUGAAUCAGGCGAGGUCUCUUGCGAACAAGAAUUUGUCACCGGUGAACAAAAGUGGUUUGUGGAAUACAUUGGAGACGGCUGCACCUGUGAGUACGACUCCCGGAGCGGAGUUGUCUACUCCGCAAAAGAGUUCGGUGCGAAAGUUGCCGACGCCGAUCGGUUACACGCCUCUAAAUGUAAUAAAGCGGAAUCAUUUGAACCGUAUCCGGAUCAUGAAGUUGAACGCGAAGCUAGAGGGCGAGAACCCGGAGCUGCAGGAAGCCGUGCGGACGCGUCUAAGCAUUAUUUCGGAAGAGGGCGACACGGAGCCAUCCCCAGCGGGACCGCUGCACAGCGCCAUGGCCCACGUCGUUUACGACCAAGCCGUGGCUGGUCGGGCCGUCUUGGACCGAGCCGUGCCCGGUCCCAGGAAGCGGCAGUCGGCGGAGGCUCAGGACGCGGGGAGCGCGUCGAAGAAGGCGCGGCGGUCGCUGGCUGCCGUGGCGAGUCCGGUGGUGCAUUCCAGCCCCACGGACGGCUCGGCCGCCCGCGACUGGAGCGCCAUCGUGCGCAUCGGUAGCACGCCCGACACGACUGAAGUGACGCGUCGGUCAUCCCCGCGCGUCCUGGCAACCCAGACGCACGACGUGACCCCGGUUCGCGAAUCAGCUCGACCGCGCCGCCUCUGCUCUCUUGGUCUCCGCUUCUCCGCCGACAAGGUCGAACGCGUCGUCCCCGCAGCCGUCGCGCGCCGCUUCUCCGAACAGGCACCCAGACUCCUCACCGAACUCCUCCACGCCGACUCCUCCGACUCUUCCGACGUCUUCCGCUCAAGAGAGAACUCCCCGCCGACCCACAAUGAGGAGGGACGCACGGCCGAAGGACAACCGACGGAGGGACAACCGACGGAGGGACCACCGAAGGAUGAGGUGUUCAGGACGCGGCUAGGCCCUACGGCCAAGACGGACCGGCAUGCACAAGCGCGGAAGCUGGCUCGAAAGCCGGCAGCCGCAGAACCGCCACGACCAGUCUCAGGUGCGCCUCCCCACUCGGCCGCAAGUGACCCAGAUCCGACUGAGAUUGUCUCGGCUGCCGCAGGUACCGCUGCGACGGACAUGGCCCCGGCGCCCAGUGUCCGGUUCGCGAACGCGUCCUUGUUGGACUUGGACAUGGGAAAGAACCGUGGGUCAGCGGGUAUCUUCGCGGCGCGGACCGGCGGACGCACGACCAACCCGUACCGCAGCCGGGCGUCGCUGACGGCGAAGAUGAAGCGGACCCGCGAACGUCGCGUACUGCGUGCGCAGCAGAACCAGGAGCUCUACGCCGAGACGGGCGCGAUUCGGCAACAGACGCGGCGUGAGCGCCGAUACGAGGGCUACCGCGCCCAGGCAGAGACGCGCUACCUCGCCAGCACUGCUGACGGCGACGGGGCCGAGGACCGGCUCGCGCGGGUCAUCGAGGAUCGCGCCGACUUUGCCCGAGAACUGGCGGAGGAGCAGGGGGAGGAGGAUGGGUCACCGUUCCGGCUCCCUUUCGAGCGGUUGUUGCGGGCGUUGUACGGCUUCGCGAAUUUCCGGCCGUACCAGGAGCAGGCGUUGGCGCACGUGGUGCGUUCCCGGCGACCGUUGUUGUUGUGUAUGAGGACGGGUGCGGGCAAGUCGUUGGUGUUCUUUCUGGCGGGUGCUUACUUGGCGCUGCAGCAGGGUGCUAUGGCGGCUAUGGUACUCCCGACAAAGGCGUUGGUCAACGACCAGGUGGCGGCGGCGACGCGUGUGCUCGGUGCCCGGUUCACUGUGGCCGCGCUGCACAGCGGGCUCGACCCGCAGUCGUACGCGGCCACCUUCAAGGCGCUGCGCGGAGGCUUGCUCGACUUCCUCUUCACCACGCCCGAACAGUUCACCUCCCUCUCCCUCGCUGCGGCGCUCCGUCAAGCCUCCCGGCCACUAGGUCUCCUCUGCCUCGACGAGGCGCACUGCAUGUCCGAGUGGUCCCACUCCUUCCGCCCCGCCUACCAACUCGUCGUGCCCGCCUGCCGCAAACAUUUCCGAGAAGCCAAAAUGCUCCUCAUGACCGCCACCGUCACCAAAGAAACUCACGACUCCAUUGCCCAAAUCGUCACCUACCGGGAGGCCCGGACGGAGGAGACUAGCACGGAGGAGACCAGCACGGAGGAGGCCAGGACGGAAGAGGUUCGGACGGAGAAGGCCCGGACGGAGGAUGCCAAGACGGAAGAGGGCAGGACGGAGGAGGAGAUCAGGGAGGCGGCAGGUCCAGUCGGACUCCAGUCUUUGGUGGAGCCGCGCGGGUACGAGAGGCCGGACCUGCGGCCGCAGAUUCGGAAGGGGCUGAGCGAGGGACAGGCGGCGGCGUGGAUCGGAGACGAGGUGCGGCGACAGCGGCGCGGGUUAGAGGCUGCGUUGGGCGGAAGCGGGACGCACUUGGUGUUUGUGUGGAUGAAGCACGAGGCGGAGAGUGUGUGUCGUUCGUUUCAGGACGAGUUUCCGGACUGCCGUGUGUGUUUUUAUCACUCGGGUGUGUCAGAGACGGAGAAGCAGCGGAUCCUGGACCAGUUGCUGGCGGGGCGCCUGGACGUGCUCGUGGCCACGCAGGCCAUGGGCCUCGGGAUUGACGUGCACCAUAUCCGGCGCGUCUACCACCUCUGCGUGCCCGGUUCUAUCGAGCAGUGGGUGCAGGAGGUCGGCCGCUGCAACCGCGACGGUGCCGAAUCCGUGGUGCCCGUCUUCGGUGUCCUCAGUCACGCCCACUAUUGGAAGAAGCGGCAGCGGACGGCGGCCAACGUCGUCGACGAGUUCGCCGUGCGCCGCUUCAUGCGCCUCUUCGUCAACCCCGACGCCGG